GCUGCGGCAAUGUUGUUUCAUAAUAUUAUACGGAUGCACAACGGGGAUGAAGGUUGGUUGAAUAGCCAAACAAGUAACAUAUCGCCAGAAACUUUUGUUGAUCUUCCUGGAGGAGACAAUUACUAUAGCAAUGAUGUUGUGUCACUUAAUAGCCAAGUGGAUAAUGGGAACUCUGUUAGAGAUAUGAUUGCAUUGAAUAUGUGGAAUGAUUAUAGUCAACAUCGUUCAUGAUAUAUCAAGAAUGUUUGGAAGAGGAUCUCCUAGGAUGAACUUGAUCCAAGCUGCAACUAUGAAAAAAAUAUCCCCCAGAUCUACUGCUAACAAGCGCAAGAAGAGAACAUCACCAAAAGUUCGUCGUCUUAGAGCAAACUGGAAUAGUGGACUAGAAAAGGGUUUAGUUGAAAUUCUUCAAGACCACAACAAUGACUGUUAUAAGGGCCAAAAUGGGUGGUCAUUGGAAGCAUGGAAUAGAAUUGUCAAGUUAUUCCAUGAAAAAUUCUCUUAUGUCACAUUUACAAAAUGCCAAAUCCAAGAUAAAGAGAAAGAGUUAAAGAGAGACUACAAGGCUCUUAAAGAGGCAAGACAACAAAGCGGGGUAUCAUGGGAUGAGAGGUUGUGUAGAAUAGAAGCAGAAGAACCCAUUUGGAAUAACCUCACCACUAGUAACGAGAGACUUAAGAAGUUUCGGACUAAAUCUUUCCCACUAUUUGAGGCUUUAGGAGAGCUAUAUGAUGGAAAUAUUGCUGAGGGAACCAUGAAUUUUACUUCUAUUGAGCCUUCUCGACCUCCUGUCACACAACCUUGUCAAGGUGCUGCUACACAUCCUUCUCAAGCUGCUUUCACACUUACACAACCUUCUCAAAUCGCUUUCACACAACCUUCUCUAGCUGCUUUCGCACGACUUCUCGAACCGCUUUUAGACAUCCUUCUCUAGCCGCUUUCCCACAGCCUUCUCAAGCCGCUUUUGCAUAGCCUUCUCAAACCAUUUUCACAUAGCCUUCUGAAGCCACUUUCACACAGCCUUCUGAAGCCACUUUCACACAGCCUUCUGAAGCCACUUUCACACAGCCUUCUCAAGCCGCUUUCACACAACCUUCUCAAGCUAAUAUCUCACAAGCCAUUUGUGAUGAAGAUGACGAGCUCAGAGUAUUUGAUCCACCAGCCCCUGCAUCAUUGAGCAAAAGGGCAAAAAAUGUUGGUACUGGUAAUUCAAGAACAAGAAUUAACAAGCGUACACAAGAUGGGAAUGUGGUUGAGAUGAUGGGAGGGUUUCUAGAAAUGAAAGAAAAACAAGCUGAGGCGGAUGAAAGGGCCACAACUAAUGCAAAUGAGGAUGAUUUCCCUAUUCAAACAUGCAUUGCUAUUAUGGAUGGAAUGGAAGAGUUUUCUGAUGAUGAGAAGGUUGAUGCUUAUGAUGUGUUUAAGGAUGCCCAAAACCGGGCCAUUUUCAUGACUGCCAAAGAUGCUACGCGCAUAAAAUGGUUGAGGAAGAAGAUUGCAAGAACAUGAUAUGAUAUAUGAAGCUAAAGUAAUGAAGGAUGAUUUUGUAGUAUCGUCCAGCAUAAGAAAAGAAAGCUGCAAUUUGUGCUAUUGUUAGAGAUGGAUAUUUAACUUUAGCAAUUUGCAACUUUUAAGUAAUCUGUUAAAUUAAAGAUGAGAUCUUGCAGAUUUUUCUUAUUACCUAAUGGAUUCUCUUAUUAGCUGAUUCAAAUCUAAUCAUGCAUAUUGCAGUAAGGACUAUGUAUGUUGAAUCAAUGACUCUGGUUCAAUUUUAAAUAUCACAUGUGUUUUAAGUUUCUUAAUUUUA
This is a messenger RNA of Zea mays, 1807 nucleotides long. RefSeq lists its product as uncharacterized. Bases 206 to 934 code for a protein of 242 amino acids. The transcript is spliced from 6 exons. The record is from RefSeq and is a predicted model, not a curated record. Lineage: Eukaryota; Viridiplantae; Streptophyta; Magnoliopsida; Poales; Poaceae.